Molecule: messenger RNA, 2213 nt
Organism: Ciona intestinalis (vase tunicate)
Lineage: Eukaryota; Metazoa; Chordata; Ascidiacea; Phlebobranchia; Cionidae
Source: RefSeq, a predicted model, not a curated record
AUACUUUUAACCGUUCCUCCAGUGCAGGGCCUACUAAAGGUAUAAUAGGCCUUCUAAUUUCAAACGUAAAGUGUGAAUUAUCUCUGGUAGGCCGUGUCCAGUUAUAUCUAAUGAUCGACGCAUUUUGUAUAACAAAAUAUAACCACAUUAAGCGCAGUUUCCACGCAAUACUGCAGUUCAAAUGCGACGAUUGCGAAUUAACGUCCGUGUAAAAACGGGUCACGUUUCCUGUUAUAUGAAGCUCACAGACCAAAGCUAUUGUUGAUAGAGAAUAUAUACAGACGUUACUGUUAUUAUCAAUAUAUACCAAGUUACUAGAUGGAAUUCACGAGUGCAUACGUAAGCUACUGACUAUCAAUACCUUUAAUAUUUCGAAUACGCGGAACUCUGUUCAGGAAAGGCGCUGAAUUUGAGGUUAGGAAAAGGAAAGCAAACAGUUCAAGGUUUUAAAGUGUAAUACUGAACCAUGCAUUCAUUGGGUCGGCACGCAAAAAAAAAGAACUGAAACGGGCUUGAUUUUUUCGUAUCCGUUAUUGUUGUAGGUUAAACUAUACUUUAGUGCAGGUCUUGCUGUGUUACGCUACGUACAGGAUGGUUAAGGAAAAACUUCAUAUCAACAUUGUAGUGAUAGGCCACGUCGACUCCGGAAAGUCAACGACCACUGGUCAUCUAAUCUACAAAUGUGGGGGCAUCGAUAAAAGAGCGAUCGAGAAAUUCGAAAAAGAAGCGUUAGAGAUGGGUAAAGGCUCGUUCAAGUAUGCCUGGGUGUUGGACAAACUGAAAGCGGAACGAGAAAGAGGAAUCACAAUUGAUAUUGCACUUUGGAAGUUUGAAACAAUUAGGUAUUAUAUCACGGUUAUUGAUGCACCUGGUCACCGAGAUUUCAUCAAAAACAUGAUUACUGGAACAUCCCAGGCUGAUUGCGCAAUUUUAAUUGUUGCAGCAAGUACAGGGGAAUUUGAAGCAGGGGUAUCAAAGAACGGCCAAACAAGGGAGCACGCUCUCCUUGCAUACACACUUGGUGUGAAACAACUGAUUGUAGCAGUUAACAAGAUAGAUAACACUGAACCUCCGUAUUCUGAGGAUAGGUUUACCGAAAUCAGCAAGGAAGUUUCCGAUUACGUUAAAAAGGUUGGAUACAAUCCAAAAGCGGUUCCAAUUCUUCCGGUUUCUGGUUUUCAUGGAGACAACAUGUUGGAAAAAUCAGAAAAUAUGCCGUGGUUUAAAGGAUGGAAAAAGACGUUAAAGGAAAAUAAUUCGGUCAUCAACCAAUCCGGGGUUACACUAUUUGAGGCUCUGGAUGCAAUUCGGCCACCCUUGAGACCUAUUGGUAAACCACUUCGGCUUCCCCUACAAGAUGUCUACAAAAUUAGCGGCAUAGGGACGGUUCCAGUUGGUCGAGUGGAGACUGGUGUUCUUAAACCAGGUAUGGUGGUUACUUUUGCCCCGAACAACAUUACAACAGAAGUCAAGUCCGUUGAAAUGCACCACGAAGAACUAAAGGAAGCACUUCCGGGAGACAACGUUGGUUUCAACGUUAAGAACGUGUCGGUUAAAGAUAUAAAACGGGGUAUGGUCGUUGGAAACUCCAAAACGGACCCUCCAUUAGCAGCCAGUAACUUCUUAGCACAGGCCAUAGUACUUAACCAUCCGAGCGAGAUUCAUGUAGGCUAUGCCCCCGUGCUGGACUGCCACACAGCUCACGUUGCUUGCAAGUUUAGUGAGUUGAAGCAAAAAAUCGAUCGCCGGUCAGGAAAGGUACUGGAAGAAAAUCCAAAGAUGGUAAAAACAGGUGAUGCAGCUAUGAUAGUGCUGACGCCGAGCAAGCCUAUGUGCGUAGAAGCGUUCGUUGACUACCCUCCUCUUGGUCGAUUUGCUGUUCGAGAUAUGAGACAAACUGUGGCAGUUGGGGUGAUUAAAAGUGUCAAUAAAGCGCAGCCCAGUGCCGGAAAAGUAACAAAAUCUGCACAAAAAGCGGUUAAGAAGAAAUAGAACAAGAAGAAUGAAACUAUCUAUAAUCCUUUACAUAUUCAGAAGUUCAAUAUUUAUAUAUAUAUAUAGGUUGCAUAUGAAUUUAUACUUAAAGUGUGUGGAACGUUUCUGAUCGGUUGUAACUGGGUACUUAAAACCGUGUGAUUCGUUUAUAUUACUACGCAUGAAAAAACACACUUAUACUAACCAAAUACAAGUAUAAAUAAUAUACCAACAGACUG